GCUGACUUGGCAGCUGUGAAGUUGGAGGUGGGGAACUCAGUACCUGCUAAGCUAGUUUCUACUUCAAGUGCCUGCGUGUCUGAGGCUGUUUGAAGCCUCCAGCGUGGUUAGAGUUAAUUCCCAUUAGGUUGGACUCCGCCCCUCUCUCCCAAAGGUAAAGCAAGGUUUUCAGGCAUCACUGCAAAGAGCAGCUGGGAUUCCCAUCCCUGUCUGACAAGCUGUGAAGAGAAGUUGUUGCUCAGAUCUGAACCCGAAGAGAGGGAACAAGUCAGUCAGUCUUCAUGGUCAGAAGAGAAACCUGAGACCAUGAGGAGCAGCUUGACCUUGGUUGGGACCCUCUGGGCUUUCCUGUCCCUUGUUACUGCUCUGGCCAGUUCUACUAGUUACUUCCUGCCUUACUGGCUCUUUGGAUCCCAGUUGGGGAAGCCAGUGUCAUUCAGCACAUUCCGAAGAUGCAACUACCCUGUACGGGGAGAGGGGCACAGUCUGAUUAUGGUUGAAGAAUGUGGGCGCUAUGCCAGUUUCAGUGCCAUACCAAGUCUGGCCUGGCAGAUGUGCACAGUGGUAACAGGUGCUGGCUGUGCUCUGCUGCUCCUGGUGGCACUGGCUGCUGUCUUGGGCUGCUGCAUGGAGGAACUCAUCUCCAGAAUGAUGGGACGUUGCAUGGGAGCAGCACAGUUUGUAGGAGGACUCCUGAUAAGCUCAGGCUGUGCAUUAUAUCCUUUAGGAUGGAAUAGCCCGGAGAUAAUGCAAACAUGUGGGAAUGUCUCCAAUCAAUUUCAGUUAGGUACCUGUCGCCUUGGCUGGGCCUAUUACUGUGCUGGAGGUGGAGCAGCUGCAGCCAUGUUGAUUUGCACCUGGCUCUCUUGCUUUGCUGGAAGAAACCCCAAGCCAGUCAUGUUGGUGGAAAGCAUCAUGAGGAACACCAAUUCUUAUGCUAUGGAGCUUGACCAUUGCCUAAAACCUUGAGCUUUGAAAGAAGACUGGUUGGAGAGGGUGGCAAAGGGAAGGGAAGGGAACUCUGAAAAGAAGUACUAAGACUAAGCCAGUUGGCACCCAUCUGCCAGUAAUAUAGGCUAGUGUUUGCAUGUUUUUUUUUAACCCACCUGACAUUCAUUUUCUUUUUUUUCCAUAAGCCAGUUGGCCUGUAGCUAUUUAAAAAACUCAUCUACAGCAAUGAUUUUCUCAAAUAUUAAUCCAACUAAGGUAUUUUACAGACCUCCAAGUCCCAAAGUUUUCCUUUAAGCAAAAUAAGGA
Molecule: messenger RNA, 1257 nt
Organism: Marmota flaviventris (yellow-bellied marmot)
Lineage: Eukaryota; Metazoa; Chordata; Mammalia; Rodentia; Sciuridae
Source: RefSeq, a predicted model, not a curated record